CACAUGCUCGUUGUGAUUUAUAAAGGUCAGCUUGCACGUGGCUGUCAGAAACACACUCACAUGUAGGAUCCAUUCACCCUGACGGUGGAUAAAAAGAGGCCUGGUGUCACCACAGCUGGACCUGCUGAAUGGCAAAGAGCAAUGGUGGGAGUCGAUCUUCGAAAACAUUCAAACCCAAGAAGAAUAUUCCAGAGGGAUCCCAUCAGUAUGAGCUGCUUAAACAUGCCGAGGCCACGCUUGGAAGUGGUAACCUCAGGCAAGCUGUUAUGCUUCCAGAGGGUGAAGACUUAAAUGAAUGGGUUGCAGUUAACACUGUGGAUUUCUUCAACCAAAUCAAUAUGCUCUAUGGGACCAUCACGGAGUUUUGCACAGAGGCGAGCUGCCCAGUCAUGUCUGCGGGACCUAGAUACGAGUACCACUGGGCAGACGGGACAAACAUAAAGAAACCAAUUAAGUGCUCUGCGCCAAAGUACAUUGAUUACCUGAUGACUUGGGUCCAGGAUCAGCUGGAUGAUGAAACCCUCUUCCCAUCAAAGAUCGGCGUCCCUUUUCCCAAGAACUUCAUGUCUGUGGCCAAGACCAUCCUGAAGCGACUCUUCCGUGUCUACGCCCACAUUUACCACCAGCACUUCGACUCCGUCAUGAGGCUGCAGGAGGAGGCACAUCUUAACACGUCCUUCAAGCACUUUAUAUUUUUUGUGCAGGUGAGGUGCAGAACAGCUGCUCAGCUGCCUCUCCCAGGGCUAUUUGUUCCCAUUUGCCUUUAAAGGGAGUUGGAAUUUACAGCCUGCUUUCUUUCUGAAGGUCUACAGCAGUGCUGUAGGGGAGGUCACUCAGCUCUUACCCUCAUGCAUGAACUGUUUGGGGUUUUAUUAUGCAAGAUGGCUGUAAAUGCUCGAAUUUCCCUCUCUACUUUUAUUUAUUAGCAAUGGGACCAGACUUCAAAGAGAAUCUGAGAGGGGAAGGGGUUAUAAUUCAGUAACUCAUUCUGAGAUGGCAACAGCAGCUUUUCUCCCCUUAAUAUCUCAUAACUGUGUGGCAGCCCAUAGCGCUGAGCAGCCUGGCACACUUCUCACCUGCAGCUUGUUGUGUGUUGGCUGGACCUGGAGCUUUGUUUUUUAGUGGUUCUUUGAGCAUCACGUUCAGUUCUGACGUUGCUUUUUUCCUACCAGGAAUUCAACUUGAUCGACAGGCGGGAGUUGGCUCCGCUGCAGGAGCUCAUUGAGAAGCUGGGUUCCAAAGACAGAUAGAACAUUCCCUGGGAGGACCCGCUCAACUUCCAGUCGUGGCCGCUCCUUUCUGCUUUGUCCACAGCCAUUUUCCCCUUCACCCUCAGCGAUACAAGCCCCAAAGAGCCGGAUGAUGGUGAGAGCUGAGAGGCUGGUGCUGCCUCUCAGUCUUACAGCCAUUAGUGCUGUGCUGCAGCAGCCUGUGUCACCCUGUAGCUGGUGGCUGAGCUGUGGUGCCUGCCACUGUUUUGUCCACUUCUUAUCUCAAAUACGUACUCAUGUCUGGCAACAA
Messenger RNA from Coturnix japonica (Japanese quail), 1521 nucleotides. Lineage: Eukaryota; Metazoa; Chordata; Aves; Galliformes; Phasianidae. The record is from RefSeq and is a predicted model, not a curated record.